AUGUCUCAAAACACUCACCAAAAGGCGCUCUUUUCAAAGCCAACGCGUGGUCGAAAAUCUAUGACUGUUCCUAUCCAGUUGGACUAUACAGGCCAUAACCCUGUUAUGGUAGUGGAGAAUCUACGAAAAGAUAAAGUGUCAAAAAAAGGUACCGACUACAAAGAAGAACAGCACCUUUUUGCUAUGGUAGAACAGCAGGUCGAUAUUGUACAUGAGUUGGCGCGAGAACCAGACAUCGAAUAUGAGUAUAACGGCGUUGCAAAACAAGAAUUUGCACGCAUGACGACGGAACAGUUGAAAAACUAUGCCAAACUGUUCGCCACGGCGAUAAUUAAAAUGAAUUAUAAUUAA
Molecule: messenger RNA, 351 nt
Organism: Paraglomus brasilianum
Lineage: Eukaryota; Fungi; Glomeromycota; Glomeromycetes; Paraglomerales; Paraglomeraceae
Source: the annotation of a GenBank genome assembly